Theobroma cacao (cacao) is the source of this 2295-nucleotide messenger RNA. It is a transcript of the gene BARD1, whose product is annotated as breast cancer associated RING 1. The record is from RefSeq and is a predicted model, not a curated record. Gene Ontology annotation, cellular component: BRCA1-A complex; BRCA1-BARD1 complex. NCBI's taxonomy places the organism in Eukaryota, Viridiplantae, Streptophyta, Magnoliopsida, Malvales, Malvaceae. Gene Ontology annotation, molecular function: ubiquitin-protein transferase activity. Gene Ontology annotation, biological process: positive regulation of transcription by RNA polymerase II; double-strand break repair via homologous recombination.
UUCUCGUCUCAUUUCGGAGCUCCGUUUAAGAAAAAAAAAAAACUCACUCUCGAAAGGAGGAAUUUUGGGUUCUCAAGAAAUGAGCGAUUUUGCUAAGCGGAAUAGUAAUCGAGCCAUGAACCCUUGGGUUCUUCAUCUCCAAAAGCUGGGUCUCGAGCUUAAAUGUCCUCUCUGUUUGGACUUGUUUAAACAGCCGUCAUUACUCCCAUGUGACCAUUUGUUCUGCGAUUCAUGCAUAGUCAGAUCAGCUGAGUUUGGUCCAGAGUGCCCUAUCUGCAAAGCCCAAUAUGCAAAUCGAGAUUUAAGGCCAGUCACCUUCAUGGAGAAUAUAGUGGGAAUCUAUAGAAGUUUGGAUGCUGCGUUUUCUGCCAAUCUUUCUCAGUGUGUUGUAGAUGGGGUUGGCAAAAAUGAUAUAUCUUUUAAGUGCAGCAUGCAAAGGCAUGUUGAAGAUAAAAGAUAUAAGACUCCUAACAAAGGAGGGGUUGAAUAUAAUAGUGCUGGGAAAGUUGAUUUGCUUGGACCAAUUUCCCAAAAGCCAGUUGGGGCAUCUCAAGAGUCUGGGAAUGGGCAUAUAGGCAUGAGUCGAGGGGAUCAAACAUCCCUGGGAAGUCCUCCUUCCUCUGGUGAUACAAAGGACUCGGACAAUGAUAGUAGUGAUCAGAGUCGUGGUAAUUAUCCAGCCUUGGGAUUGGGCAAGAGAAAUUUUGAGGAGAAACUGGAUGAUUCUGUUUUAGGAGUUGCUCAUUUAUGGGAUUCCAAGAGACAAAAGGGGUUGAACUAUGGGCCAUUAGAAAUGGGUGUAAAAAAUAUUGGUCAUUGCCGUCCAGUUCUGCCAGCCCAAAACUUAGUGACUUCCAAUUUUCAAUUAGGAUCUCAAAAUGGAACACCUCUUGCUGGUGCAGAUCUGCCUGUGAUAUCAGAUGACUUCUAUGGAAAUAGAGCUAUUUGUGGAUUUUGCCAGUCUUCUAGAAUCUCAGAAGCCACUGGACCAAUGCUGCAUUAUGCCAAUGGAAAGCCAGUUACAGGAGAUGCAGCAUUCUGCUCAAAUGUUAUACAUGUCCACAGCUCAUGUAUUGAGUGGGCACCCCAAGUGUAUUAUGUUGGUGAAUCUGUUAAGAAUCUUAAGGCAGAAUUGGCAAGAGGUGCAAAGCUAAAGUGCAGCAGAUGUGAACUAAAGGGGGCUGCCCUAGGAUGUUAUAUGAAGUCUUGCCGCAGAAGUUAUCAUUUUCCUUGUGCAAAGGAGGUUCCAAAAUGUCGAUGGGACCAUGAUAACUUUCUUGUGCUUUGUCCAGCCCAUUCUUCUGUCAAGUUUCCAAAUGAGAAGCCUGGAAAUGCCCAUUCUUCAGUUAAGUUUCCAAACGAAAAGUCUGGACGUUGCAUAACAACUGAUCAUUGCGAGCCAACUGAAAUUGACCCAUCGAAAUUCAGAUUAUUUUGGGGCCCGCCAGCUGAAAAACAAGAAUGGGUUUUUUGUGGAUCUGCUUUGUCCUCUGAAGAGAAGUUUCUUUUGGUCAAGUUUGCAAAAAAUAUUGGUGUAACUGUAUCCAAGUUUUGGAAGCCAGAUGUCACACAUGUGAUUGCUUCUACAGAUGAGAAUGGUGCGUGCACUAGGACACUUAAAGUUCUCAUGGCCAUUUCAAAUGGAAAGUGGGUUCUUAAAAUGGAUUGGAUAAAGGCGUGCAUGAAAGCUAUACAUCCUGUGAAUGAAGAACCUUAUGAAGUUAUUCUUGACAACCAUGGGUGCUCUGAUGGCCCCAAAACUGGCAGACUCAGGGCAUUGGAUAAUGGACCGAAGCUCUUUGAUGGCUUCAGAUUUUAUUUUGUGGGUGACUUUGUGUCUGGUUACAAGGAAGAUCUUCAAAAUUUGGUUGUUGCAGCAGGAGGUACUGUUUUGAGAAUAAUGGAGGAACUGCUGGAACAGAAUAAUGGUGAUCAGGCAGUUCAAACGAGGAUGAUUGUUGUGUAUAACCUGGAUGCACCCAAAGGAUCUGAGUUAGGAGAAGAAGUUUCAAUAAUUUGGCAGAGAGUGAAUGAAGCACAGGAUUUAGCUACAAAAAUAGGUGGACUAGUUAUUGGCCACACAUGGCUUUUGGAAUCAGUUGCAGCAUAUAAAUUGCAGCCUUUUGUCAGCUAAGUAAAGAAUGGGUAGAUAGCUUUUUUAGUUCUGACAACAAUUAACUUGUUAGCUGUGUCUGUGUUCAGAGCGUGCCAUAAAUCUUUUCUUGUAUGUGGUUAUGAAAACUUCGUAGUUUAGUUUCUAAUAUUGAUCGGAAUGUUAUAUCAUGCUUCUUUUGA